This is a messenger RNA of Mya arenaria, 2025 nucleotides long. Its product is annotated as leucine-rich repeat-containing protein 61-like. Gene Ontology annotation, molecular function: protein kinase binding. NCBI's taxonomy places the organism in Eukaryota, Metazoa, Mollusca, Bivalvia, Myida, Myidae. Gene Ontology annotation, cellular component: cytoplasm. The coding region runs from base 98 to 814 and encodes 238 amino acids. The transcript is spliced from 8 exons. The record is from RefSeq and is a predicted model, not a curated record.
CGGCAAGACGACUCGUCAAAAAUAAAUGUUUACAUUGGAAACGUAGUAAAGGGAACGUAGAUUCCUUUAUUAUAUUGUAUAUAAACCCAAGUCAAAUAUGAAUGGUGUGGUGACGAAGAACCUGUUAAAGUCUAAAAGUGGGGAAUUUGACCUGGAGAGCAUUCACACAGUCUGUCUUAUAGAACACGACCUGAGUGACCUGGGAUGUAUCGGAGAGUGUUCAAGUCUGGAGAGACUUGAUCUGUCCUACAACUCCUUCACUAAGCUACUCAGACUGGCUGGGCUCGAAAAGCUACAGUACCUGAACUUGGCUGCCAACAGAAUCACCUCCCUUGAGGGACUCCAAGCAUUGGACAAUUUGGAAACUUUAAACAUAUCGGGAAAUUUAAUUGGAGGAGUGGAGGUCUUGCGGUGUCUAACAGGGCUAAGUAAGCUGAGAAGCUUGAGGUUGCGGGACAAUACUCUGGGUCUGUCUAACCCUGUUUGUAUGAACAACACCUAUGUGGCCGAUGUGUGUGCCAUGUUUCCCGACCUCCUAACCUUGGACGGUGAGAGGGUGUCUGGAAGAGGCAGUGAGGUCUUCAAAAUGUUCAAACACAUUGAGGAUGGUCUGGCAGCUCGGUCAGAUGAUGUUGGAAGCAGGAACUACUCAGUGGAAUCGUGGGUACCAGACAAUUUCUGGGAACCAUCCAGGAAGUUUGAGGAAUCCAUUAUGGGAGACGCACAGCAGCAACUUGAAGAUUUACUAUCCUCAUGUACGAGACUGUCAAAUACAGCGGACGAGAAGCUGAAUCAACUGAAAUCACCUUCCUGACAAAACCAGCUGUCUACACAAGUCUUCAAGAAACAUUCUUCAAUGAGACCAGUAAUGGCAUUAAAGUGAUGGUGCUGAAGGUCUUGGAAUGACAAUGUUAAGCAUCAGGAAAGAAAAUGUACUCAUUCUUCAACAUGAUCUAUUUUUUAUGGAGAAAUCAGUUGGAGGUACUGUCAAAGCCUUGGGUGUUUUGUCAUCAUUACGCAAAGUUUUCUACUACUGCAUGUCAUGACUUGAGCAAUCAAGAAAAAUAUUUUAAAACUAAGGCCGAUUGUUUAGAACCUUUCUUGUUAAUGUCAUGCUCUGGAACUGAAAUGGACAAUUUUUUUAUUGCAGUACGUGUAUUUCUUACAUGAGUUUGGGCACCUGUUUCAACCGUUGUUUUAUCCUAAUAUUUCAGCUGUUACAAAACAGUUCACCUUUUAAAGUAACAACAAUGCUGUUAUCAACAUUGUUAACUUUAAACUUUAACAAAGUUCUAAACAAUUGGCCAUUGAUAAGAAAGAAUUAUCAGCUGUUAGAAUCCCUGUAUCAUAUUGCUAUAGAUACUUUUAGUAACAAUCAUCUUUGGCAGCCGCUGUACUUUCUUUAUUCCAAUUCAUACAAACCAUGGGAAAAUUAACUGACAAUAUCACAUUAAUACGAAUAUGCACAAGAGACAAAUCUUCUUCCAAUGAAAUCGCAUGUUACACUUAAUAUUCCUUAAUAACCCUGUACUGUCAGUCGUCUCUGCAGGCGAGUGGUCAAAGUGGCUGGUUCAAAAUUUGUAGUGAUCAGACCGAAUGAGGUCAAUUCGAGCAUUCGACAGAAAACUUAAUUGAAAAGAGUGUCCGUGCAUAAUGUCAGAUUUCUAGAGAAGUUUCAUUGUGGAACCUAUGAAUAUGCCUCAUUAAUUAAUGAUGAGUUUUUCUUAGCCAAUUCACCAGCAGUACACAGCGAAGCAUAGUGCAUAUAAGUGUAUCAGGAGGUAUCUGAAAAUGAGUUACAAUUGACUAAUAUUUUCCAAUUUUUGUGAUAAUGAACAUUAACACCGAAUAAGCAUAAGACUGACACAUCACUGUAUAUUUUAUAUCAAAUGUGUAUAAACCGUAGUACACAUAUUUGUUGUAUGUACAUGUAUAUAUGCAAAUUAUUUAUAUCUUGUUAUCUUAGAUAACCAAACAAAAUGAUAUCUGUGAUAUGUUCAUGAAUUAUAUUGAUAUGUUCAUGAA